Molecule: messenger RNA, 1165 nt
Organism: Girardinichthys multiradiatus
Lineage: Eukaryota; Metazoa; Chordata; Actinopteri; Cyprinodontiformes; Goodeidae
Product: cytohesin-2-like
Exons: 12
Coding region: 41-1165 (374 amino acids)
Biological process (GO): regulation of ARF protein signal transduction
Molecular function (GO): guanyl-nucleotide exchange factor activity
Source: RefSeq, a predicted model, not a curated record
UUUGUUUCCUGUACAGCCGGCAGUCGCUCUGCACAACAACAUGGCUAUAAGCAGAAAAGACAGCUUCCUCUGGGGAAAAGCUCCACCAAAACACCCAUCAGCUGAGAGGAGGCAGGGCGCCAGGAGCCAUAAACACGAACUGCUCGAUGACCUUCAGAAGCUAAAACAGGAAUUCAGUGAUUCCAUGCCUGAUUCCAGCAACCCUGACCUGAGGUGGCACAGCAAAAGUGUUGUGAGGAACAGGAAAUUUCUACGAGGGAAAAAGAAAUUCAACAUGGACCCAAAAAUGGGUGUCUGUUACCUGAUUGAGCAUGGCUUCCUUGAAUGGCGAGCAGAGUCAGUAGCAGAGUUUCUCUACAAGGAGGAGGGGCUGAAUAAGACCGCCAUAGGCAACUUCCUGGGAGAAAGGGAGGAAAUGCAUCUAAAGACCCUGAAAGUGUUCGUGGGCCUGCAUGAGUUCUCGGACUUAAAUCUAGUCCAGGCGCUGAGGCAGUUUCUGUGGAGUUUCCGCCUCCCAGGUGAAGCUCAGAAGAUUGACAGGAUGAUGGAGGCAUUUGCAACUCGCUACUGUGACUGUAACCCAGGGGUCUUCCAAUCCACAGACACCUGCUACAUCCUGUCUUUUGCCAUCAUCAUGCUCAACACAAGCCUGCACAACCCAAACGUGAAAGACAAGCCAAGUCUGCAGCGCUUCAUCUCUAUGAACAGAGGCAUCAAUAAUGGCGAGGACCUUCCCACUGAGAUACUUACGAAACUGUACGCAAGCAUCCGCAGCGAGCCUUUCAAAAUCCCAGAGGACGACGGGAACGACCUCACUCUGACGUUUUUCAAUCCUGACCGAGAGGGUUGGCUCCUCAAAAUGGGCGGUCGAGUUAAAACGUGGAAGAGACGUUGGUUUAUUUUGACAGACAGCUGCCUGUACUACUUUCAGUACACCACAGAUAAAGAUCCAAUCGGGAUCAUCCCUCUGGAGAACCUUUGUGUUAGAACGCUGCAAGACUCAAGCAAAUCGUAUUGCCUGGAGUUAUAUAACUCCAAAGGACAGAAGAUCAAGGCCUGUAAGACGGAGAACAAAGGCAGAGUGGUGCAGGGCAAACACCAGUCGUAUAAGCUGAAUGCAGCCAGCAGAGACGAAAGGGACGCCUGGAUAGAUGCCAUUAGGUGA